UUUUAUGUGUAUAUAUAUCAAAAAGCAUGAACAAGAGCUAUGCAAGCUAAGUAAUUGUGGAACUAAGAAAUAAAGUAAAUAGGAGGAUUACAAGGUGGUAAGCCAUGCUUUGAAUCUAGGAGCACAAUGUUUCCUGGCUCCAUAAAAAGAUAACAAGGUUGUUCGGUGUUCUGUCCAUGCUUAAUUGCUCUUCUAUUCUUUCACAUGCUGCAGUUUCCUAUUCCUCCAAUCUGCAAGAUCAUGGCAGAGUCACUGCUUCUCCCUCUAGUGCGUGGUGUGGCCGGCAAGGCUGCAGACGCACUUGUUGAGACCGUGACCCACAUGUGUGGCCUCGACGACGACCGCCGAACGCUGGAGCGCCAUCUGCUAGCCGUUGAGUGCAAGCUGGCGAAUGCUGAGGAGAUGAGUGAGACAAACGGAUAUGUCAAGAGCUGGAUGAAGGAGUUCAAGUCUGUCGCCUACGAGGCCGACGACGUGCUUGACGACUUCCAGUAUGAGGCGCUGCGCCGCCAGUCUAAGAUUGGCAAGUCCACUACCCACAAGGUACUUGGCUACAUCACGCGCCAAAGCCCGUUGCUCUUCCGUUUUGAAAUGAGCAGGAAACUCAAGAACGUCCUCGAGAAGAUCAAUAAGUUGGUUGAGGAGAUGAACAAGUUUGGACUGGAGAAUUCUGUCCAUAGGGGGAAGCGACAAAAUCCUUGCCGGCAGACACACUCAAAACUGGAUGACUGUACCAAAAUAUUUGGAAGAGAUGAUGAUAAGACGGUGGUGGUGAAGCAACUGCUGGGCCUGCAAGAUCAGCAAAAGGUGCAGGUGUUGCCCAUCUUUGGGAUGGGUGGUCUUGGCAAGACGACUCUUGCUAAGAUGGUGUACAAUGAACGAGAGGUCCACGAACAUUUUCAGUUGAAGAUGUGGCACUGUGUGUCAGUAAAUUUUGAUAUUAUUGACCUUGUGAAAGCCAUAGCUGAAUUGGCCACAAAUGGAAGUUCUGCCAUGCUUGGCAGCAUCGAACUAUUGCAGAAGAAACUUGAUGAAGUCAUUGGCCAGAAAAGGUUUUUACUUGUUCUUGAUGAUGUAUGGAAUGAAGAUAAGAGGAUAUGGGAGGAUGAGUUGAAGCCACUAUUGUGUUCUGUUGGUGGACCAGGAAGUGUUAUAGUGGUUACAUGUCGAAGUAAACAAGUGGCCUCUAUAAUGUGCACUGUCAAGCCACACGAGCUAGCAUUUUUGAGUGAAGAAGGCUCAUGGGAAUUGUUUUCAAACAGAGCAUUUAGCAAUGGUGUAGAUGAGCAACCAGAGUUAGUCACCAUCGGAAGGCGUAUUGUGAAUAAAUGUGGGGGGUUGCCUCUUGCUCUCAAGACAAUGGGCGGAUUGCUGAGUUCAAAGCAAAAAGUACAGGAGUGGAAGGCCAUCGAAGAAAGUAACAUCGGGGAUAAUGAUGGAGGAAAAUAUGAGGUCAUGCCCAUACUGAAGUUAAGCUACAAAUACCUAUCAUCUGAAAUGAAGCAAUGUUUUGCAUUCUGUGCAGUCUUUCCCAAGGAUUAUGAGAUGGAGAAGGAUAGGUUGAUCCAACUAUGGAUGGCAAAUGGUUUUAUUCAAGAAGAGGGAAUAAUGGAUUUAGUACAGAAAGGAGAAUUCAUUUUUGAUGAGUUGGUUUGGAGGUCCUUCCUCCAAGAUAAGAAAGUGGCGAUCAAAUCUGCAAUCUAUCAUGGUGACACACAAUAUAAGACAUUUGUAUGUAAAAUGCAUGACCUAAUGCAUGAUCUAGCAAAAAAUGUCACGGAUGAGUGUGCAAGUAUAGAAGAAUUGUCUCAGCAGAAAGCAUUGUUAAAAGGUGUUUGUCACAUGAAAACAUCAAAGGCUGAAUUCGAACGAAUCAAUGGGUUAUGCAAAGGCAGAAAACUCCGCACUUUGUUAGCUCCUUCAGAAUCAUGGAAGGAUUAUAAUUAUAAUUUUCCGAGCAAAUCACACAAGGAUAUUAAGGAGUUGCAACAGGUAUUGGCAUCACUAAGAGCAUUGAAUUGCUCCCCUUCUCCAAUUGUCAUUUGCAAGGCCAUAAAUGGAAAACAUUUACGGUAUCUUGACCUCUCUGGGUCUGACAUCGUUAGGUUGCCAGAUUCAAUAUGUAUGUUGUAUAACCUGCAAACACUGAGGCUGAUAGAUUGCCAGAAGUUGCAGCAGUUAGCAGAAAACAUGGCAAGAUUGAGAAAGCUCACCCAUCUUUAUCUUUCUGGUUGUGGUAGUCUUAGAAGUAUGUCUCCAAACUUUGGUCUAUUGAACAACCUUCACAUAUUAACGACAUUUGUAGUGGAUACCGGAGAUGGCCUUGGCAUAGAGCAGCUCAAAGAAUUACAACACCUUAGCAAUAGGUUGGAACUGUUGAAUUUGAGCAAGAUAAAGAGUGGUGAGAAUGCAAAAGAAGCCAAUCUUAGUCAAAAGAAAAAUAUAAGUGAGUUGUUGUUCUCUUGGGACCAAGAAAGGUAUGAUAAGCCUAAUGGUGUGGAAGAAGUGCUCCAGUGUUUAGAACCUCAUAGUAAUAUCCAAAAGUUCGAGAUAUGUGGAUAUGGUGGCCUACAAAUAUCACAAUGGAUGAGAAAGCCUCAGAUGUUUGACUCCUUGAGAGAACUCGCAAUGUCCAACUGCCCAAGGUGCAAGAGUAUACCUGUAAUAUGGCUCUCAUUCUCUCUAGAGAUUUUGUCCUUAUAUAACAUGGAUAACCUGACAACAUUAUGUAAUAACCUUGAUGUGGAAGGUGGAGGACGCAUUACCCCUCUGCAAAUUUUCCCAAGGUUGAAGAAGCUGUGUUUGAUAAAGUUACCAAACCUGGAGAUAUGGGCAGAAAAUAGUGUAGGAGAGUCUCAGAUGUUUAAAAGUUUGGAAGAACUCGAAAUGUUCGACUGCCCAAGAUGCAGGAGUAUACCUGUCAUAUGGUUCUCGGUCUCUCUGAAAAUUUUGUCCUUGCAGAAGAUGGAUAACCUGACCACAUUAUGUAAUAACCUUGAUGUCAAAGCCGGAGGAUGCAUUACCCCUCUUCAAAUUUUUCCAAGGUUGAAGAAGAUGAGGUUAAUUAGGUUACCAAGCCUAGAAAUAUGGGCAGAAAAUAGUGUGGGAGAGCCUAGUAAUAACCUGGUAACAUUCCGGGUGCUUGAAGAGCUAGAGAUCAAAAAUUGCCCCAAGCUUGCAUGUAUUCCGGUGAUCCCCAUUAUCAGGAUGUUGAAAAUGGUUGGGGUUCACAAUACUGCAGUCGGUUUAGUGUUUAUGGGCAUCCGUCUGGGCUCCUGGCCAUUUCUCCUCAGCUUAACUCUUGGGUCUCCAGAAGACAUACCCAUGUUGCCUGUAGAUGCCCAGCAAAACCAAAGUCAAAUACCUCUUGAAAAACUGAAGUAUUUAGAUCUAGAAGGCCCCAACAGCUUGGUCAGAAGCUCCGGAUUGUCCAGAUCACAUCUUAUGUUUUGGAAGUGCUUUUCGUUGGUGGAACAGCUGACGAUUGACAGUUGCAGCAAUCUUGUCCGCUGGCCAACAGAGGAGCUACGGUGCUUGGAUCGCCUCCGCAUUAUGUACAUCGGAAAUUGUGUGAACCUGGAGGGCAACACUUCAUCCUGUGAGGAGGAAACCCUUCCGCUGUCCCUGGAGAAAUUGUGGAUUAAAGGUUGCCGAAGCGUGGUGACACUGCCUCCAAACCUUGGAAAUCUUGCCAAGCUGAGGUGUCUCUAUGUGAGGAACUGCCCAGAGUUGGCAAGACGAUGCAGAGAAGGUGGGGAGUAUUUUCACUUGCUCUCCUCUGUCCCACGCAAAUACAUUGAUUUUUGAGGAGGUGUCGUGAAAUCCAGAAAAGCUGCGAAGUACAUCGGUAUACGGCUGAGUGCCCUGGUGGGAAUCUCUGAAGCAGGCAAUGGUAGAUCUGCCCCCAUCUUGUUGCCGUCCUCCUCGGCAUGCAGGGCGCAGAGGGGGGAGAGGAAGGUUGGCGCCGCGCGCGCCGCGGCCUGAGGCAACCGCCGUCCUCGUCGCCAGGAAUGGCGCACUCCGGGGGCGGCGUGUCGACGGCGGAGGCGUGGAGAAGAGGGGGCGAGAUUUGCCUGCACCGACGACGGAGACUAGAGG
Molecule: messenger RNA, 4098 nt
Organism: Triticum aestivum (bread wheat)
Lineage: Eukaryota; Viridiplantae; Streptophyta; Magnoliopsida; Poales; Poaceae
Product: putative disease resistance protein RGA3
Exons: 2
Coding region: 205-3807 (1200 amino acids)
Molecular function (GO): ADP binding
Source: RefSeq, a predicted model, not a curated record